AUGGCACCCUCAAGGGCAAUAACCUCCACCCUAAAAACCACCCUCAGAACCCCCACCACCAUCCAAAGAAGAUGCAUCUCAGCCUACGGCUACGAACAAGCCAAAGUCCUCGUCCUCUCCAACUACGGCGAACCCAAAGACGUCCUCCGACUACACGGCCAUAGCAUCUCCCCACCCACCGGCGACCUCCUGACGAUAAAAUUCCUCGCGGCGCCAAUCAACCCCGCCGACAUCAACCAGAUCCAAGGCGUCUACCCCACCAAACCCACCUUCACCACAUCGCUCAGCACGCCGGACCCCAUCGCCGUGGGCGGGAAUGAAGGCGUGGCGGAAGUCGUCUCCAAAGGCGGGAAUGUCAAGGGGUUCGAGAGGGGGGACUGGGUGAUUAUGAAGAAGCAGGGGUUCGGGACGUGGCGGACGCAUGCGCAGACGACGGCGGAGAACCUCGUGGCGAUCAAGAAUAAGGAUGGUUUGAGGCCUGAGCAGGUCGGGACGGUGUCCGUGAACCCGUGCACGGCAUACCGCAUGUUGAAGGACUUUGUCGACCUCCGACCGGGCGACUGGUUUAUCCAAAACGGCGCGAAUUCAGGCGUCGGCCGCGCUGCGAUCCAACUGGGCAAACUCUGGGGCUACAGAUCCAUCAACAUCGUGCGGAAGCGAGAGACGGGCCACGAAGCGCUGGUGGAAGAUCUCAAAUCCCUCGGCGCAGACGUCGUGGUCACAGACGAAGACCUCGCCUCCAAGGACUUCCGCGACCAGCUCAAAACUCUAACGAACGGUGGCCGCGAACCUAUCCGUCUGGGCCUCAACUGCGUCGGCGGCAGCCUAGUUAAUAACAUGGCCAAACACCUGUCCCCUUCCUCCCCGCUCGUCACCUACGGCGCCAUGUCGAAGCAACCCGUGCAACUCCCCAUGGGCCUGCUCAUCUUCAAAAACAUCUCCUUUCAAGGAUUCUGGGUCUCCCGCUGGAGCGACGCCCACCCGGAGGAGAAGGAGAAGUGUGUGGCGGAGAUUCUGGAUCUUACCAGGCGGGGCGUUUUCAGGGAUAUUCCGACGGAGAGGGUGGAGUGGGGACGGGGCACGAAGGAGGGGGAGUUGGUACAGGCGGUGCAGGGGACUUUGGAGGGGUAUCGGAGUGGGAAGGGGAUUUUUGUUUUUGGGGAUACUUGA
Molecule: messenger RNA, 1170 nt
Organism: Zasmidium cellare ATCC 36951
Lineage: Eukaryota; Fungi; Ascomycota; Dothideomycetes; Mycosphaerellales; Mycosphaerellaceae
Exons: 1
Coding region: 1-1170 (389 amino acids)
Biological process (GO): fatty acid metabolic process
Cellular component (GO): mitochondrion
Molecular function (GO): trans-2-enoyl-CoA reductase (NADPH) activity
Source: RefSeq, a predicted model, not a curated record